UAGUUUUUUGCAGUAUUUUACAGGUAAACAGCCCUGCCAUAUAGGUAACAUUAGUGUGUUAGUCCUGUGCACACAGGACCUCGUGGGCCUGGACGCAUGUACACACCAAGGAAGAACGUGUGGGUGGAGGCAAGAUGCAGACCAUCCCCGACGGGCACAACAGCUUCUCCGGGGUCAAACCGGGGAAGACUGGACAGUCGUGUCUGAACCCAGGCGUGUGUCCAAGCUGGGGCCCUGGGUGCACACAGUCCUUCCCCGGGGCCUGUGGACAGGGGUGUGGUUGUGUCCCUGUGUGCACAGGCCAUUGCCUACAGGGAGGGGGGCGUUGGCAGCACGAGCGCUGCCCCUGCAGCUUCCUCCAGGAGUGGGUCAGGGAGGGGGUCCCAGGAAGUGAGGUCACUGCCGUGUCACAGAGCCCAACAGAACUUGGAACCCCCGUAACCAGGCACCCGCAUCCAGUGCAGCCCCAGCUCAGGCUCACUUGGCUGGAGACAUCUGCUACUGGAGGAUGUUCUCUUGCUGCCGGCCCACGUCUGGGGGCUCUGGCUCCCAGGAACCCCAGGGGUGCGGCUUGUUCCUAUGCUGUAGGCAGUGGCUCCAGCAUAGGUACCAAGGUGUCAGGGCGGUGAUCCGGAGGCGCCGUCAGAGCUCCACCCGGGACGUGGGGCGCGAGCGGGAGGAAGGGGUCGUCUGCCCCACCGCCUCCAGGAGCAGGGAGGUGCCCUGCGCAGCUAAUGGAGGCCAGCGCGGGCUCAGGGGUGCAGGGGCCGCGGCCGUGCAGGGGCAUCGGAUCGUCCCGACCAAGCUCAGCCGGACGGAGCUGCUGGAGCACAAAGUCCGACAACUGCUGCUCGCCUUGCAGCGCAGGGACGUCAUCUAUGUCCUCAGCUUCCUGGAAGAUUACCAUCAAUUCGCCACCACGGACGAGGUGCUGGACCUGCUGUUCACCGAGUAUGGGUGCAUCGCAGAUGCGUGGGGUAACAACGAUGUGGUCCUGCAGUGCUGGAAACUGGCCAUCUCCUUCAUGAUGGAAAUAUGGUUGAAUUAUUAUGGGGACGACUUUCAUCAGUUCCCAGAAUUUCCCUCCCUUAUAAAACUCCUCCAAAUACUAAGACAGCACAUGCCAGGCACAGAUGCGCAUCUCCGGGCCCUGCGUCACCUGAGGCAAUUCAGACGCCUCCAUGCAGCGGAGCGAGAGGCUGGGGCUUUGGCCCGAGGAAAACACCCUGAACCCACUCUGCAGCGCACCCCAGCUCCGACCGUGGGGCCUUCUGCCCCAUGGGGCCUGGCUGUUGGGGCUGAGGGCUUGGCCUGCGAUGAGCUGCCUGCUGGGGAGGCAAAGCCCCUGCAGAUAGUGGUCACUGCUGCCCUGCAGGAGUCCCCUGCACCCCUGGGAGCCCUGGAGGAGGAGCAGGCGCCACCCCCUGCUCUCGAGGUCGUGGAUGUGCCCCAGCCACCUCCUAACUCGAUGGAGCAACUGGCCUCGGGGAUGGAGCAACCCGUUGAGCCACCCGAAGAGCCCACCCCAGCUCCCACUGUGGAGCCUGGGGAAGGUUCAGGGUCUGAAGGGAUAGUGGCUGCUGGAGAUGAGGACUUGGUCAAGGCAGAGAUGCUGGUUCCUGAGGUGAAGGUGGUGCACGUGCUGGUCGAACCUAUGGUUCCCUGCCCCGAUGAGGAGGAGCCACCUGCUCCCAUGGCCACCCCGGAGGAGUAGGCCCUGGUGCCUGCAAUCGGGGUCCCCAGAGGGCCAGACCUGCAACCUGCCUCCGGAACAACCUGCUUCGAUCCGUUAGCAGCCCCCUGACCACCUCGGGGGCCCGCCCCAGCUCCCACCGCGGGGCUCGUGAUGGCUGCAGCCCAACAGAGGCUUGCCCUCCCCUGUUAUUUCACUGUUUCUAUAUUUUGAGUUUUUCUUUAACCUUUAACCUGUAUAAUAGCU
Messenger RNA from Canis lupus familiaris (dog), 1939 nucleotides. RefSeq names its product ral guanine nucleotide dissociation stimulator-like. Bases 509 to 1714 code for a protein of 401 amino acids. The transcript has 7 exons. The record is from RefSeq and is a predicted model, not a curated record. Lineage: Eukaryota; Metazoa; Chordata; Mammalia; Carnivora; Canidae.